Molecule: messenger RNA, 1197 nt
Organism: Toxorhynchites rutilus septentrionalis
Lineage: Eukaryota; Metazoa; Arthropoda; Insecta; Diptera; Culicidae
Exons: 1
Coding region: 1-1197 (398 amino acids)
Source: RefSeq, a predicted model, not a curated record
AUGACCGUCCACACCGAUUCGAUAGCAACAGUGCGUUCUAGACUCAAACCGAUGGAUGAAAUUGCGAUAAUCGGGGAUUUCAAUUUACCUGGAAUCAAAUGGAGACCUUCGAGAUCAGGAUUUCUGUACCCGGAUGCCAAUCACUCUACACUUUCGACAUGCACAGUCUCCCUAUUGGAUUCGUACAGCAUCAGCCUGCUUCAACAGAUCAACCAUGUCGAGAACAACAACGGAAGAAUUCUGGACCUCUGCUUCGUUAGCAGUGCUGACUCAGCUCCAGUUAUUUCAGCAGCGGCUGCUCCGCUAGUUACAACCGUUUCUUACCACCCCGCUCUGCACCUUGUUUUGGAAAACCGUGCUUCAAAUCAAUUCCGCAAAACCGCAACUGCAGUGUACUAUGACUUCAAAGAAGCUGACUAUAACGCCAUUUCUAACGUCCUGUCUACUAUCGACUGGGAAGAUGUUUUAGAUUGUGACGAUGUAGACAAUGCAGUUCAAAUGUUCUCCAUUAUCGUGAACUAUGCUAUUGACAGGCAUGUACCGAAGCGAACUACUUUAGAGCAUUCGCAUACUCCAUGGCAGACUAGGGAACUAAGUCAAAUGAAAACAGCAAAGAGAGCGGCAUUACGUCGAUUUGCCAAGUACCGAACCGUGCCACUUAGGAAUUAUUAUGUGCGACUAAACAAUGUAUACAAGCGAACUACUCAAUCGUGUUAUCGUAGUUACAUAACUAACAUGCAGCUGAAACUGAAAUCAAAUCCUAAGUCCUUUUGGAAGUUCGUAAACGAGCAAAGGAAUGAGUCCGGUCUACCUUCUACAAUGGAGUACAAUGGGCGCUGGAGUUCUGACACACAAACGAUAUGUGACCUAUUUGCUGAUAAAUUUGGAAGUGUGUUUUCGGAUGAGUCGAUAACACCCGCGCAAAUUGAAUCUGCUGCUGGAAACGUACCUUUUCUCGGCCAGUCUUGCUCCCAUAUCGAGGUUGACGAGCCAAUGGUACAGUCUGCUAUGAACAAACUCAAGGCGUCUUGCUCAGUUGGUCCUGAUGGAAUUCCGUCUAUUAUAUUGAAGAAAUGCGCAGCUAAUCUGAUGAUUCCUCUUUGUCGCAUUUUCCGCUUAUCGUUGAUUAGUGGAACAUUUCCAACUUCCUGGAAGUCGGCGUUUUUGAUUCCUGUACAUAAAAAGACGGGUGGGUAA